Molecule: messenger RNA, 2067 nt
Organism: Sycon ciliatum
Lineage: Eukaryota; Metazoa; Porifera; Calcarea; Leucosolenida; Sycettidae
Product: splicing factor 3A subunit 3-like
Exons: 1
Coding region: 124-1611 (495 amino acids)
Biological process (GO): mRNA splicing, via spliceosome
Cellular component (GO): nucleus; spliceosomal complex
Molecular function (GO): RNA binding; zinc ion binding
Source: RefSeq, a predicted model, not a curated record
GUUUCGUACAUCACAAUGAUCUCCACAAUCACAACUCGAGUGAUAAUGAGCUUUUGAGUUUAGUAUCAAUUUAUUUGGGAGUAGAGUUUUCGAUUUGGUUUUGCUCCAAGGCUGUACGUGCCAAUGGAGACCCUCUUGGAGCAACAGCGGCGCUACCAUGAGGAGCGUGAGCGCCUCGAGGAGGCGAUGGCGCAAGAAAAACUUUUGAAGAAACCAGUUCUCAAAGAAAGGAUCAACUCAGACCAUCGGGUGGAUCAGUACCUGCGGAGGUAUCAAGAGUGCACUGAUACGCUGCAUGACCUCUACGAGGACAACGAUGGCCUCCGGAAGAAGGAGAUCGCAGCGCUCUCAGGCCCAAAUGAGCUUGCAGAGUUCUACACACGUCUGAGACAUAUCAGAGACUGGCAUCGUAAGUUUCCGAACGAGGUGCAGGAACCCAUGCAAUAUGAAUUUCUGAAAAUGAAGGAGUCAGGCGAGGAUGACAGCGCUCCAGUUGUGUUCACUGAUGAGGAGGGCUACGGGAAGUAUCUGGACCUGCAUGAGUGCUACCGCAAAUUUAUCAAUUUGAAGUUCACGGAAAAGGUCGAUUACGUCACCUACCUGAAGAACAUCGACCGGCUAUUUGAUAUUCCCAAAGAAAAGAAGUCGCCCGAGUACCGCCGCUAUUUAGAAGGUCUGCUUGACUACCUCAUGGAUUACUGCCAGCGCGUUUUCCCACUAACCGACUUGGCUGCUGAGUUUGAGCGCGUGCAGGUUGAGUUUGAGGAGAAAUGGGAAGGUGGUACGUUCCAAGGCUGGCAGAAGGACGCGGAGAGUGCCAUGGCAAAGCAGUCUGGUGCUCAUCUAGAUCUGUCGGCGUUUUCGUCGUCGGAAGAACUCGCAUCGCUUGGUCUUGAUCGUCUCAAGUCUGCGCUUCAGGCACUGGGGUUAAAGUGUGGUGGCACAUUAGAUCAACGUGCACAACGUCUAUUUGCUGCCAAGGACAACCAGGUAGACGGGGCUGCCGCUGCUGCCACUUCCACCAAGGGUGGCCGUAGUGCUGCACAAAAGCAAAAGAGCCUUGCCAGUCUGGAGGCCAAGGUCUACUACCUGUUUGAAGUGCUCGGAGAGCAGCGGCUGGACACUUGUGAGAACGUCGAACGUCGUCAGGCCAGAACCGCUGACGAGCUAGAGGAGGACGCACAAGCAGCAGAUGCUCUGGAUUCGGAUGACUCGGACGACGAUGAGUCCACACCGUACAACCCCAAGAACCUGCCGCUCGGCUGGGACGGCAAGCCCAUUCCUUACUGGCUGUACAAGCUGCACGGCCUUAACAUGACCUACGAGUGCGAGAUCUGUGGUAACUUCAAGUACCGUGGACCCAAGGCCUUCCAGCGACACUUCUCCGAAUGGAGACAUGCCCACGGUAUGCGCUGCUUGGGCAUUCCGAAUACUGCUCAUUUCGCCAACGUCACAUCCAUUGACGAUGCACAGAAGCUUUGGAACCGGCUGAAGGGCAGCAAAGAAAAGCUGCGCUGGAUGCCGGAUGCGGAUGAAGAGUUUGAAGAUUCCAGUGGCAACGUUGUCAACAAAAAGACAUUUGAAGAUCUCCAGCGUCAAGGUUUGUUGUAGUGCUUGACGUCUGGUCUUUACCCUUCUGUUGGCGCUCACCCCAUGUGAAACGAAACUAUUUUUAAACUUGUUUGUACAUCUACAUGACUGUGUGUGUGUGUGUGUGUGUGUGUGUGUGUGUGUGUGUGUGUGUGUGUGCGUGCGUGUGCGUGCGCGCGCGCUUAUUUCGUCUAUAUGUGUGCACUGUACAUAAUUGAUUGCAUGAAAGAGUGGUAUGCAGGCAUUCCAACAUUAUUAUGUCGUUACUAGUUUGCUGUUUGUCUUCUUUAUGUGUUAUGUAUGCUUGUACAUAUGUCGAGAACGAUCAUAGACUGAGCUUCUUGAUGAACAUGUGUUAGAAUCACUGUGUGCGUGUGUGUGUGUGCGCGCGUGUGCAUGUUCAAUUUCCAAUCGAGAGGUUGUGGGUUCAAUUCCCGAUGAUUAUGGCCACAUGCGAAUUUCUUCGCUGUCUCUUUU